Salmo salar (Atlantic salmon) is the source of this 2770-nucleotide messenger RNA. It is a transcript of the gene grm6b, whose product is annotated as glutamate receptor, metabotropic 6b. Gene Ontology annotation, molecular function: G protein-coupled receptor activity. The record is from RefSeq and is a predicted model, not a curated record. NCBI's taxonomy places the organism in Eukaryota, Metazoa, Chordata, Actinopteri, Salmoniformes, Salmonidae. Gene Ontology annotation, cellular component: membrane. Gene Ontology annotation, biological process: G protein-coupled receptor signaling pathway.
AGGUAGAGGGAGGAGCCUGGUACUUUAACACUGGAUACAGGAACCUUUGAUGGCCAAAAUCAUGACAUCACAGUGCCACAAAUCCCAGUCCUGCUGUGGGUUUGGUCCACCGUUUGGAUGUCAUGUAACAACAUUUCCCAGGUUACUGUUAAUGUUGUUUCUGGGUCUAAGUCCAGAGACAUGGGCUCAGCAGGGCACACAACCACACUCCAUCAAGAUUGAGGGGGACAUCACCCUGGGUGGCCUGUUCCCAGUGCACUCCCGUGGGCCAGCCGGUGUGCCCUGUGGUGAGAUCAAGCGGGAGAAAGGUAUCCACCGUAUGGAGGCCAUGCUGUAUGCCCUGGAUCAGAUCAACAGUGACCCUGACCUCCUGCCUAACAUCACCCUGGGGGCCAGAAUCCUGGACACCUGUUCUAGAGACACCUACGCCCUGGAGCAGUCACUCACCUUCGUCCAGGCCCUCAUCCAGAAGGAUAACUCGGACGUGCGCUGCUCUAAUGGCGAGCCACCCAUCAUUCCCAAACCGGAGAGGGUGGUCGGAGUAAUCGGGGCAUCAGGCAGCUCAGUGUCCAUCAUGGUGGCUAACGUGCUGAGACUCUUUGCGAUCCCCCAGAUUAGUUAUGCGUCCACGGCUCCAGAGCUGAGUGACAAAAGCCGUUAUGAGUUCUUUUCCCGUGUGGUCCCUCCUGACUCCUACCAGGCCCAGGCCAUGGUGGACAUCGUCAAGGCUAUGGGGUGGAACUACGUAUCUACACUGGCCUCAGAAGGAAACUACGGAGAGAGCGGUGUCGAUGCCUUCCUCCAGAUAUCUCGAGAGGCAGGAGGUCUAUGCAUCGCCCAAUCCAUUAAAAUCCCCCGAGAGCCCAAACCAGGGGGCUUUGAUAAGAUCAUCAAGAGACUAAUGGAGACCUCUAAUGCUCGUGGGGUCAUCAUCUUUGCCAAUGAGGAUGACAUCAGACGUGUCUUAGAGGCAGCAAAGAGGGCCAACCUGACGGGUCACUUCCUUUUUGUGGGCUCUGACAGCUGGGGGGCCAAGAGCUCGCCCAUCCUGGACCAGGAGGAUGUGGCUGAGGGAGCUGUCACCAUCCUCCCUAAGAGGGCCUCCAUCGACGGGUUCGACAACUACUUCACCUCAAGAUCUCUGGAAAACAACAGAAGGAACAUCUGGUUUGCUGAAUACUGGGAGGACGACUUCAAAUGUAAACUGACCCGAGCAGGUAUCAAGUACGACCUUGGUAGGAGAAAAUGUACAGGUGAAGAGAGAAUCGCUCAAGAAUCUCAGUAUGAGCAGGAAGGGAAGGUACAGUUUGUGAUUGACGCGGUGUAUGUCAUGGCCCAUGCCUUACACAGCAUGAACCUGGACCUCUGUCCGGGCUCCAUGGGUGUCUGUGAGAAGAUGGACCCAGUGGAAGGGAGUAAGCUGCUCCAAUACAUUCGCUCAGUCAACUUUAAUGGCAGUGCAGGGACUGGGGUCAUGUUCAAUGAGAAUGGAGAUGCUCCUGGUCGCUAUGACAUCUUCCAGUUCCAGCUCUCCAACACCACCAACCCUGGCUACCGGUGUAUUGGCCAGUGGACAAACCAUCUGCGACUCAAUGCUGAGGAGAUGCAGUGGUCGGGUGGGGACAGUGCAGUUCCUGACUCAGUGUGCAGUUUCCCCUGUGAGCUAGGAGAGAGGAAGAAGAUGGUGAAGGGUGUGCCCUGCUGCUGGCACUGCGAGCUGUGUGACGGAUAUCAGUACCAGCUGGAUGAGCUAAACUGUGACAUGUGUCCCUUCGACAUGCGUCCCAUGCCAAACCGGACGGGCUGCCGGUCCACACCCAUUAUCAAGCUGGAAUGGAGCUCCCCCUGGGCCAUCAUCCCUGUGUUCCUCGCUGUCUUGGGCAUCUUAGCCACUUCUGGAUGCAUCAUCACCUUCAUCCGCUUUAACGACUCCCCCAUCGUCCGGGCCUCUGGCCGGGAGCUCAGCUAUGUUCUCCUGACAGGCAUCUUCCUCAUCUACCUCAUCACCUUUCUCAUGAUUGCAGAGCCCAGCGCCCCAGUGUGUGCGUUCCGCAGGCUGCUGCUGGGUCUGGGCAUGUGUAUUACCUACUCAGCUAUGCUCACCAAGACCAACCGCAUUUACCGUAUCUUUGAGCAGGGCAAGAAAGCAGUCACGCCACCUCCGUUCAUCAGCCCUGCUUCUCAGCUGAUCAUCACCUUUAUACUCAUUGGAGUGCAGUUACUUGGAGUUUUCAUCUGGUUUGGAGUGGUGCCCCCACACACCAUCAUAGACUAUGAGGAGCAGCGCCCGCCCAACCCAGAGUUUGCACGUGGGGUCCUGAAAUGUGACAUGUCCGACCUGGCCCUGGUCCUCUGCUUGAGCUACAGUAUCGUGCUGAUGGUGACCUGCACUGUGUACGCCAUCAAGAGCAGAGGGGUGCCAGAGACCUUCAACGAGGCAAAACCCAUUGGCUUCACCAUGUACACCACCUGCAUCGUGUGGCUGGCCUUUGUUCCCAUCUUCUUUGGCACAGCCCAGUCUACUGAGAAGAUGUUCAUCCAGACCACCACCCUGACGGUGUCCAUGAGCCUGAGUGCCACUGUGUCCCUGGGCAUGUUGUACAUCCCUAAGGUCUAUGUUAUCAUCUUCCAUCCGGAGCAGAACGUACAGAAACGCAAACGCAGCUUCAAGGCUGUGGCUUCAGCAGUGACCACACAACUCUCCCAGAAAGAAGACAAGCAGAACGGAGAGUCCAAAAGUAGCGCCAUAGUCCCUGACAGAUCACAGUGA